Molecule: messenger RNA, 839 nt
Organism: Ailuropoda melanoleuca (giant panda)
Lineage: Eukaryota; Metazoa; Chordata; Mammalia; Carnivora; Ursidae
Gene: RHOXF1
Product: Rhox homeobox family member 1
Exons: 3
Coding region: 144-611 (155 amino acids)
Biological process (GO): regulation of transcription by RNA polymerase II
Molecular function (GO): RNA polymerase II transcription regulatory region sequence-specific DNA binding; DNA-binding transcription factor activity, RNA polymerase II-specific
Source: RefSeq, a predicted model, not a curated record
AGUAACGAGGGUCGACGGCGUCUGAGAGCGCGCGGACGUUGAAGCUGAGGUAGAGGCGUAGUAAACCGCACCGCGCACAGAAACAGGGCCGGACCCCGGAGUCUCCGCGGGUCGCUGCGCGAGUCUGUGGAGGCGCUCUGGACAUGGAGCCUCCGCCCGAGAGCAGCCAAGAAGGCACCGCUUGCCGCAGCCUGGAAGUCGAUGAGCUUGGAGGAGAACCGUUGGAUACGAAGCCGGCGGUGGUCUCCGUAACGGGAGGAGACGUCGAGAAGGAGCUCUGGCCCGAACCUGAGCAGGGAGCCGCGGCAGGAGGAGAAGAAAGCCACGGUGGCGCGGGAGCAGCGGGCCCCGUGGACGACGAGAACCAGACGGGCGGCGGCUGCGGGGAGGAGCCCCCGCAGCAGCAGCAGGACGAGGCCCAGGCGGCCGCCGAGGGGCCGCAGGAACGCCUCCACCUCGAGUUCACCCGGCUGCAACUGAAGGAGCUGGAGAGCGUUUUCCAACGCACUCAAUACCCCGACGUGUUCGCGCGAAAGGAGCUUGCCAUACCCAUAGAUGUGAUGGAAGUCAGUAAACCUGAAAAAAGCGAUUUGGCUGGGGAGCCAUUAUAAAACCUGCUUCAGGAGUUAAAAGCUUUUGUUCUAGACAUUUUCAAGUUGUUGUUUUGGUUGUCUUUUCCAUGUUUGGGUAGUAAGUUUUGAAUUUUAGGGCUUUGGUGAGUGGAAAAUGGGAUAAAUAAAUCCCACUUUAUGGAAAUUGCCCAUUACCAUUAAAGGAAAACAAUAAAAUAAAAGAGAAUUAAACUGCUUGUCCUGUUUCCUGCACAAAAUUAAAUAUAA